Talaromyces atroroseus is the source of this 885-nucleotide messenger RNA. RefSeq lists its product as hypothetical. The record is from RefSeq and is a predicted model, not a curated record. The transcript is spliced from 2 exons. Bases 1 to 885 code for a protein of 294 amino acids. NCBI's taxonomy places the organism in Eukaryota, Fungi, Ascomycota, Eurotiomycetes, Eurotiales, Trichocomaceae.
AUGGAGGCCCUCUUGACACAUUCCUUUGACUACCUUUCCUCCUACGAGCCAAACAAAAUCCGCAAGGGUCUCCGCCAGGUCGAAGGACUACUCGCGCAGAUAUGUCUUUCGCGCACCCAGCAAUCACAAUUGGAAAAAAGACGAUCCAUGAUUCCUCUCGGCCAAGCACCACCGGCGCCAAAGGCAUUGAGCGAGUUGGCGGAGGAUCCGGCUUUUCGUGAAUUUUUUAAGCUGCAGGAGGGGUUUCAGUGGAACGUUGCCAUUCGUCUCGUCACCUGCUUGGAGCAUCUCCUCGGCCGCGGAAGCAAUGGCGCAAACGACCUUUUGAUAAUUUCUACACUGGACCUGAUUCAGGGCGCUCUCCUUUUGCACCCGCCUUCAAGAUCACUCUUUGCGCGCGAGAUAUAUAUGAAUAUUCUUUUGGAUCUGCUGGAUCCCAUUAACUGCCCCGCCAUUCAGUCUUCCACUCUGUUGACCUUGGUGACAGCGCUAUUGGACCAGCCCGCGAACACGCGCACUUUUGAACAAUUAGAUGGGCUUCUCACUGUCACGUCGCUGUUCAAAUUGCGCGCAACUUCUAGAGAAGUCAAGCUGAAACUGGUCGAGUUCUUGUACUUCUACCUCAUGCCCGAAACGCCCACUAGUAUCCCCUCGGUUGCUGCCAGUGCGCCCAACACAGCGGUCCUCGGACUGCAUCGAAGCCCGAGCAAGUUGUCGGGUGCUUUUGCCAAGAGUUAUACGCCUGCGAGUGACAAUCACACUGCAGGUCGCGAAACUCGUACCACAGAGGAGAAGCAGAAGAUUCUUGGCCGUUAUCUGAGCAAUGUUGAGGACUUGGUCGAGGACCUGAAGGAGACUGCUCCGUUUGGGAGCGCCGUUUAUUAG